Molecule: messenger RNA, 1266 nt
Organism: Dalotia coriaria
Lineage: Eukaryota; Metazoa; Arthropoda; Insecta; Coleoptera; Staphylinidae
Product: isoaspartyl peptidase/L-asparaginase
Exons: 4
Coding region: 291-1211 (306 amino acids)
Cellular component (GO): cytoplasm
Molecular function (GO): beta-aspartyl-peptidase activity; asparaginase activity
Source: RefSeq, a predicted model, not a curated record
AAACACACUUCUGAUGUGGCACGUAAACAUCUUAUAAGUCUAAUAUCUGUGAUAAGGAAGUAAAUAUUUACUUAAAAACACAUUUUUAAGUGUUUUCUGCUAUAUAUUCGCUCAUUUUGUGCUUAAAUUUAUUUAAUUCAAGUAGAAAUCUUAUAAAACAUUGAAAUAACCUAAAAAUAUACUAAUUGCAUUGUUAAUAAUAUUAUUAAAGCCCAGUGGAUUCAUUCUUUACUGUUAUAAAUUGUGAAAGAACUUCCCACAGCAAAGAAGAAUAUCAAACUAGUGAUAAAAUGAUCGAGCAUAUUGUUUUGGUACAUGGUGGUGCUGGAGACAUUACAGAUUCAGCAAAAAUUCCUAUUUUACUUGCAGGAGUGAAAGCUGCAGCAUUAGAAGGGUACAGAAAGCUUCAAGAAACAGGAUGUGUCUUGGAUGCUGUUGAAUAUGCCGUCCGAAAUCUUGAAGAUAACGAAAAUUUCAAUGCCGGAAAAGGUUCCGUUAUCAAUACAGAUGGAGAAGUUGAAAUGGACGCCAGUAUUCAAUGCGGAAAAACACUCGAUUGCGGAGCUGUGACCAUUGUAAAAGACGUCAAAAAUUGCAUUACACUUGCCCGGAAAGUAAUGGAGAACACCGAACAUACAAUCCUUGGAGCUGAAGGAGCAAGACGCUUUGCAAUUGAUCAAGGCCUAGACUUAAUGGAACCUGGAGCAUUGGUCACCGAGCGUAGAAUUGAAGACUUAAAAAGGAUCUUAGCAAAAAGACAAGAACCCAAAUGUGAAAUGGGAACCGUUGGUAGUGUAGCAAUCAAUUCUAAGGGAAAUCUAGCUGCUGCAACAUCCACAGGAGGCCGCGAAGGCAAAAUGCCGGGUCGAUGCAGUGACACAUCCCAAAUCGGAAGUGGUACCUUUGCAGACGACGCCAUUGGAUGCGUCUCAACCACAGGCCAUGGUGAAUCUAUCAUGAAAGUAUGUCUGGCAUACAAUAUUCUUGAAAAUCACAAAGCAGGGAUGAGUAUUCAAGAUGCUACGAAGAAAGGCGUCAAUGAUAUGACAGCUAAAGUUGGUAACACUGCCGGUGCCAUUGCUAUCUCCCACAAUGGCGAAGUAGGAGUUGGUUUCUCUUCCAAUAGAAUGUCCUGGGCCUACAUUAAAGGCAACGAAGUACAUUUCGGCGUGGACCAAGAUCAACAUGACAUUGAAACGAUUACAAUCUAAACAUUCCACAUUGAUUUUAUUACAACCAAUAAACUCAACAUUGUAUUACUCAUAA